Molecule: messenger RNA, 2193 nt
Organism: Neohortaea acidophila
Lineage: Eukaryota; Fungi; Ascomycota; Dothideomycetes; Mycosphaerellales; Teratosphaeriaceae
Product: pantothenate transporter
Exons: 5
Coding region: 440-2041 (533 amino acids)
Biological process (GO): transmembrane transport
Cellular component (GO): membrane
Molecular function (GO): transmembrane transporter activity
Source: RefSeq, a predicted model, not a curated record
CCACCUCCGACGUCGCAGCCUGAAGUUACGUCCUCUCUUGGCAGAGGCUCGCGUCAAAGUCAGCGCGUAUGGCAUCAUACGGUUAGAACGGAAACUACGCAGAUAUCCAGUCGAAAUGCUGGCAAAGAGGGCGACAGAGUGCGUAGAGAAAGGCACAUCGCGUAGGAACCCCUGCACGCUCAUCAUCAACGAGCGUCCCCAUUGGCGCGUAGACGCCAGUUACACUGGAUUAGCAUGCAACAUGGCUUCUUCAACGCUCGACGUGCGUGUCGACGACCCGAGCAUCGCGUGGCAUAGCUUGCGAUACCGCUUCCACGUGCUCGGGUCGUCGUUGAUACAUGAGGUCGCGGGCCUCGCAUCGAUGUAACCUGAGUAACCUGAAGAUCAUUGCCACAUCUCAAUUUCGUUCCCUCGUUUGUUCAUUCAUCCCUCCCAAGUCAUGGAUAUCAAGGAAGACUCGAAAAACUCGCUCUCCGUAGAGGAAGGGUUUCAAUCGCCCGAGCCCAAGGUCGACGACCAUGGCUUGCAUCUUGUGCAACGAGGCGGUGAGCUGGGGGAGAGCGAGAUCGACGAUACUUCCAUUCAGGGCUUCGAGUCCGAUCGGAUGAAAGCCCGCACACUGCUCACGGCUGAUGAAGAGAAGAAGCUGCUGCGUCGAAUCGACUGGCGGAUCAUGCCGCUGUGCUCGCUCAUGUUUCUGCUCAAGCAGCUCGACGCUCUCAACAUUUCCAAUGCUAGGAUUAUGAACGAGGGCACGCCGCGGAAUAUCAUGACACAGCUGGGUUUGUCGUCGAAUGCGUACGCUUUGUUGACGGUGUUAUACUACGUCCCAUACAUUGUCUUUGAGGCACCAUCAAACCUUCUCUUGAAGAAGAUGAGGCCAUCCGUUUGGCAAGCUCGAAUCAUCGUCAGCUGGGGCCUCUGCGUCGCGUGCCAAGUCGCCUGUACCAGCAAGGCCGGCAUCUAUACCGCACGGUUCUUCCAAGGACUGUGUGAGGCAGGCAUGUUUCCGGGUGUGAUUCUGCAAAUGUGUUACUGGUAUCGUCCGGACGAGAUGUCGAUCCGUCUCCUGAUAUUCUACAUCAUGGGUAAUCUCGCAGGUGUCUUCAGCGGCCUCUUUGCGUAUGCUUUUGACACGGUCUCCGGUGCGCAAGGACUAUCCGGAUGGCAGUGGCUGUUCCUCUUCGAAGGUCUCAUAACCAUCGUCUUCUCCGGCGUGAUCUACUGGUUGCUCCCCGACUUCCCGCCGACUGCUCGCUGGCUCUCCGAAAAGGAAAAGGCGUUUGUGCAAGCUCGACUGCCACCAAACGCUCCACGAGCAUCAGAAGCCAACUUCAAGUUUCGGGAAGUUCUGAACGACUUGAAAGAUGUGCGGCUUUGGAUGUUUACGGCCAUUUGGGCCCUGCAAACCGUGGCGACUCAGGGCAUUACCUUUUAUCAAUCCACAGUCAUUGCGGAUCUCGGCUUCACGACCAUUGCCCAGGCGCAGCUGCUCAACCUACCCAUCUCCAUUCUCGGGAUCGUGUUGAUCGCCGUCUCGGGAUAUCUGGCAGACUCGGCUCGUCUCCCCCGCCCGGUCUACCCUCUCACCUUUCUCAGCGUCAUCCUCGUCUGCUACGGUGUGUUGUUCGCAUAUCCGAACAUCGGGGGUGUGUACGCCGCAACGUUAAUCGCCAACGCCAUGGCAGCAGCCUGGUUUCCUCUCAUGUGGCCCUGGCGCGUGCAGACCACCAAGCAAGCCACAGGAUCAGCAUUUUCCAUCAGUUUCGUAAAUUCCUAUGGCCAACUAGGUGGCGCGAUUGGCCCGCAAAUCUUCCGCAGCCAGUAUGCGCCCAAGUACCACGUUCCGUUUGGUAUCGUCAUGGGGCUGGUGGCCGCUUGCAUCAUGAUGACUUCGGCCACUUGGUAUGUCACUCGACAUACGGAAGCGGAGACCAGACGGCUGAAACUGGCGAGAAAGAAGGCGGAUAAGGAGGGGAUGGCGGUGCUUGACGACGUUGUGGAUAAUGAUCUGCAGGGAAAGCUGAAAAGGGAGGAUUGAGGAUGGAGAGUGGUGAAGAAUAGACGAGUGUACACAAUUUGCUACCCCUCCUCCGGCUGUCCUGGAGAAAUGGCGGAGAAAUCAUGCCACGAUGACCUUUAUGACAUGGGAAUUAGUCCAGCAGUAAAUAACUAUACGGUAAGUCAAGCAUC